Molecule: messenger RNA, 834 nt
Organism: Symbiodinium necroappetens
Lineage: Eukaryota; Dinophyceae; Suessiales; Symbiodiniaceae
Source: the annotation of a GenBank genome assembly
AUGCUUCGAGUCGCUAGACCUUCUGGGCAGGAGCUGGCCAUCGCCCGCGCUGAGGAGUGCCAAAAUGUGGCGGCAUUGAAGAGACAUCUGCGUGGACUCUAUGGAUUUCCUGUGUAUCUGCAGCAACUGUUGCAUGAGGGAAACCUCCUGGAAGAUGACGCAGAACUGGCCGUUUCGAUGGAUCUGCAGUUAGUGCUGCUGACCAUCUCUGGCCAUUGGCACAAGGACAAGACUGCACGUUUGGCUGCAGCAGGCUUGGCAGAGGCCUGUCGACGGAAUCGCGAGAAAUCGGUGCGCUGCUUGCUGGAGGCGGGUGCUGAAAAAGACUGCAGAGCUCAUAGCAGCCGCAAGACAGCUCUGAUGCUCGCAUCUCAGUAUGGUCACUUGGAAGCUGUACGUUUGCUGCUGGAAGCGGGUGCCAGAACAGAGAUUGCCGAUAAUCGCAAGACAGCGUUGGUCUUUGCAUCUGAGUGUGGUCACGUGGAGGUUGUACGAUUACUGCUGGCAGCUGAUGCUGGAAAGGAGGUUGCUGACCCUCGUGGCAAGACAGCCCUCAUGCUCGCAUGUGAGAAGGGCCACUUAGAGGUUCUACGUUUGCUGCUGCAAGCUGGCGCCGCAAUAGAUGGCACAGAUGUUGGCGGCAACACCGCCAUAAUCCUCGCAUCUCGGAAUGGUCACGCUGAAGUUGUACGUUUGCUGCUGGAGAUAAGUGCUGGAAAGGAAGUCACAGCCCGUCAUGUCAAGGCAUCCCUACUGUUCGCAGCUGAGAGGGAUCACUUCGAGGUUGUACGUUUGCUACUGGAAGCUGGUGUUGCACAGGAUUGUAGACAAUGA